AUGACUGGUUUCUGGCUGCUGCUGCUGCUGUUUGUCGCCAGCGCAGUCCUGGUUCUUCAUGCGUGGAGAGCUCGAAGCAUCGUCAACAAGGCAGCGCCGACGUACCGGCCGGGGCUGGAGCCAUACCCGCUGAUCGGGCACCUCCCACAGUUCUUGGCUAACCGGCACCGCGUGCUGGAUUGGAUGACCGAGGCACUCGAGCGCCAGACCACGUGCACAUUCGUGCUGCGCCGGCCGGGCGGCGUGCGGGGCGCGAUCACGGCGAGCCCUGCGAACGUGGAGCACGUCCUGCGCACCAGCUUCGACAACUACCCCAAGGGGCCCCGGUUCUCGUCGCUGCUGCACGACUUCCUCGGCCGGGGCAUCUUCACCGCCGACGGAGAGGCUUGGCGCGCGCAGCGGAAGGUUGCCAGCCACGAGUUCACCACGCGCUCUCUCCGUGCCUUCGUGGCGCGCUGCGUGCACGCCGAGCUACACGGCCGCCUCCUCCCGCUGCUGCGGCGAGCCGCGGCGUCCGGCGCCCCCCUCGAUCUCCAGGACGCGCUCGAGCGGUUCGCGUUCGACAAUAUCUGUCGCGUCGCCUUCGACCACGACCCGCGCCAGCUCGCGGACAAUGGCGACUACACGGCGGACUGCACCUUCGCCGAUGCGUUCCGUGACGCUGCGAAUCUCAGCGUGGGCCGGUUCCGGUACGCGGUCCCGGGGUUUUGGAAGAUCAAGAAAGCGCUAAACGUUGGUUCUGAGAAGCGGCUGCGGGAGUCCAUCGCGAUGGUGCACGACUUCGCCGAUCGCAUAAUCCAGUCGCGCCGGGAGGAGAUGCUGAGAGCCGGUUUUGACAAGCACGACCUCCUGUCGCGGUUCAUGGCGAGCCAGGACGAGACCUACUCCGAGUCCAAGGUGCCCCUCCGCGACGUGGUGAUCAGCUUCCUACUGGCGGGGCGCGAGACCACGUCCUCGGUGCUCACCUGGUUCUUCUGGCUGCUGUCCUCGCGGCCGGACGUGCAGCGCCGCAUCCGCGACGAGGUCGCUGCUGUGCGCGCCCGGCGUGCACAGGGCGACGUCGAUAACGUCAUCGGUUUCGACCUGGACGAGCUCCGCGAGAUGCACUACGUGCACGCGGCUAUCACGGAGUCAAUGCGGCUGUACCCGCCGUUGCCACUGAACUCGUUCCGGGAGGAGACGGAUGACGUCCUGCCCGACGGAACAGCCGUGCAGGCAGGGUGGUUCGUGGCGUACACUUCAUACGGGAUGGGGCGGAUGGAGUCUGUCUGGGGCGACGACGCGCAGGAGUACCGGCCGGAGCGGUGGCUCAACCCCGUUGACGGGACGUUCCGACCGGACAGCCCGUUCCGGUUCGUGGCGUUCCACGCGGGGCCCAGGCUGUGCGUGGGCAAUGAGAUGGCGUACAUCCAAAUGAAGUCCAUCGUGGCGUGCGUGCUGGAGGAGCUCGACGUCGCGGUGGACGGCGCGUACAGGCCCCGGCAGGUUGCGUCGCUGACGCUGCGGAUGGCGGACGGGCUCCCCGUGACCGUGAAGCUAUCACAACUCCAUCAGUUCCUACACCAGGCAAUGUUAUGUUGA
Messenger RNA from Miscanthus lutarioriparius, 1581 nucleotides. NCBI's taxonomy places the organism in Eukaryota, Viridiplantae, Streptophyta, Magnoliopsida, Poales, Poaceae. The record is from the annotation of a GenBank genome assembly.